This is a messenger RNA of Rhincodon typus (whale shark), 759 nucleotides long. It is a transcript of the gene myog, whose product is annotated as myogenin. Gene Ontology annotation, biological process: muscle organ development; positive regulation of myoblast differentiation; positive regulation of transcription by RNA polymerase II. Gene Ontology annotation, molecular function: RNA polymerase II cis-regulatory region sequence-specific DNA binding; DNA-binding transcription factor activity, RNA polymerase II-specific; protein dimerization activity. The transcript is spliced from 3 exons. The record is from RefSeq and is a predicted model, not a curated record. The coding region runs from base 1 to 738 and encodes 245 amino acids. Lineage: Eukaryota; Metazoa; Chordata; Chondrichthyes; Orectolobiformes; Rhincodontidae.
AUGGAGCUUUUCGAAACCAACCCUUAUUACAUUACAGACCAACGCUUUUUCGACAGCGAAAAUGUGUUCCCCUCCCGCUUGCAGGGGUUUGAGCAGAGCGUCUACCAGGAGCGGCUAGGGAGCGGCUUGUGUACCGACGCCAGGUCGCUGGAAGGCGGCUUGGACGAGCACGUGUACUCGGUGUCGGAGCUCCAACACCAACAGCAACAUCCACAGCAGAGCUGCCCCGGUCAGUGCUUGCUGUGGGCGUGCAAGAGCUGCAAGAGGAAAUCCGUUACCUUAGACAGGAGGAAGGCGGCUACCCUGAGGGAGAAGAGGAGGCUGAAGAAAGUCAAUGAGGCUUUCGAGGCGCUGAAGCGCAGCACUUUACUGAACCCCAACCAGAGACUGCCCAAAGUGGAGAUUCUCCGCAGCGCCAUUCAGUACAUCGAGAGGCUCCAGGCUCUCCUCAGCACCUUGAACCAACAGGACAAACUACACUACAGUGGCAGCAACACACGCCAAGUGGUCGGAGUACCCAGCGACUGCGGAUCAAACAGCGCCUCCUGCAGCCCGGAGUGGAGCAGCUCCUCUGAUCAUUGCAACGCUUCUUUCAACAAUCCCAGGGAUCACUUACUACCUGUGAAUAAGGGCCAGUCAUCUGGAAGUACCAGCUUGUGUUCUCUCUCUUCUAUAGUGGACAGUAUCACACCAGAGGACUCACCAAGCAGCUAUUUAGAGGACAACACCCCAAACUGAAUGAUAACAUUUGGUCUUUCC